AUCCCAGAAUUUUAUCGUCUCCAGGAGGCUUCUUGAAGAUGGGAUUUUUCAGUCCUCUAAACAGCACUAACAGAUAUCUGGUGAUGGAAAUGUCGUUGUUAUGAAUGGGGAGGAGGAGAUUCUUUGGUCAUCAAAUGUUUCAACCUCUCAGGUGAACUCAGUUGCCCUUCUUCAAGAUUCUGGGAACUUUGUUCUUGUAGAUCAUCUGAACAAUGGGAGCACAAUAUGGCAGAGUUUUGAACAUCCUUCUGAUUCAAUUGUCCCUAAAAUGAGAAUAAGUGAAAACACAAGGACAGGGGAGAGGGUAGAGGUAAACUCUUGGAGAAGCCCUUGGGAUCCUAAUUUCGGUAACUUUUCUUUCGGAAUGAACUCUGGAAUCAUUCCUCAGAUGUUUAUCUGGAAAGGCAGCCGUCCCUAUUGGCGAAGUGGUCAAUGGAAUGGCCAGAUCUUCAUCGGAGUGCAGGAUAUGUAUUCUGUGUCGAUUGAUGGAUUUAGUGUAGUGAAUGAUCACGAAGGUACUGCAUAUGUUACUGGCCCUGUUGGUUUUAAUUUCUUAACGAAAUUCAUCUUGGAUUGGAAAGGAAACCUUGUUCAAUCAUUUUGGGAUGAGAAUGAGACAAACUGGAAGAUAAUAUGGUCAGCUCCCCAAAAUGAUUGUGAAGUUUAUGGAACAUGUGGUCCAUUUGGGAGCUGCAAUUAUUUGGAGUCGCCGAUCUGUUCUUGUAUGAAAGGUUUCGAGCCAAAGCAUAGGGAAGAAUGGGAAAAGGGGAAUUGGACUACUGGUUGUGUUAGGAAGAGAGCUUUGCAAUGUGAAAUAAGGAAUAACUCGGGAGAUUCAAGUAAAAAAGAUGGAUUUCUACAGAUGGAGUUCAUGAAAUUGCCUGAUUUUGCAGAAAGGUCAUCUACUACAGAAAACCAAUGUAGAAGCCAAUGCUUGGGAAAUUGUUCCUGCAUAGCGUAUGCAUAUGACUCAGGUAUCGGCUGUAUGUCAUGGAGUAAAAACUUGAUUGAUAUUCAGCAGUUCCAAAGCUGGGGGAAAGAUCUCUAUAUUCGUGUGGCACAUUCAGAGCUUGAUCAUCAUGAAGACAUAAAGAAAAUUGUACUUCCAGUAAUCUUUGGUUUUCUUACACUCUGUGUUUGUCUGUUCCUUUGCUGUACAAGGAUGGCUAGACGUAGAGGAGUGAAAAGAAAGGAGGUAAUUUUACUUCGUGACAGAAGUGCACUUCAUAUGGAAGAGUUACCAGUCUUCAGCCUCAAUACGCUUGCAAAUGCAACAUCCCAAUUCCAUGCGGAUAAUAAGCUUGGUCAGGGCGGUUUCGGUCCAGUUUACAUGGGAAAAUUGGAAGAUGGGAAAGAAAUAGCGGUCAAAAGACUUUCAAAAGCCUCUGGACAAGGGCUGGAGGAGUUCAUGAAUGAAGUUUUGGUGAUCUCUAAAGUCCAACAUAGAAACCUUGUUAGACUCCUGGGAUGUUGUGUGGAUAAAGAGGAGAAGAUGUUGAUUUAUGAAUAUAUGCCAAAGAAAAGUUUGGAUGUGUUUCUCUUUGAUGAAGGACGCCGAGGCAUUUUGGAUUGGAGAAAACGUUCCACUAUAAUCGAAGGGGUUGGUCGAGGACUCCUUUAUCUUCACAGAGAUUCAAGAUUGAAGAUAAUUCAUAGAGAUCUGAAGCCAAGUAACAUUUUACUCGACUAUAGCUUCAAUCCAAAGAUUUCAGAUUUUGGCAUGGCUAGGAUUUUUGGAUCUGACCAAGAUCAAGCAGACACAAGGAGAGUAGUUGGUACUUAUGGAUACAUGGCCCCCGAAUAUGCAAUGGAAGGAAGAUUCUCUGAGAAAUCCGACGUUUUCAGCUUUGGAGUUCUAGUUUUAGAGAUUCUGAGUGGCCGAAAAAGUACAAGUUCUUGGAUCGAGACAUCCUCUUUGAGCCUUUUGGGAUAUGCAUGGAAGUUAUGGAAAGAAGAAGAUUUAUCAACUUUUAUCGAUCCGUUCAUAUUGAACCCGAGCACGAAACUGGAGAUCAGAAAAUGCAUACAGAUUGGUUUACUGUGUGUUCAAGAAUUUGCUGAAGACAGGCCAAGUAUUUCAUCUGUUCUUGUCAUGCUUACCUGUGAAACUUCAAGUCUUCCAGCACCAUUACAACCUGCUUUUACUGAGAGACAUGGUAGUAUCUUCAAAAUGUGCAAUGAUAAUAAAGAAACUAGGUGUACUUUGAACAAUAUAAGUAUCACAAACCUUACUGGUAGAUAACAUGAGUAUUAUGAAAUUAUUCUUUUAAGAUAUGCACAAUUGUCAUUGUACAU
Molecule: messenger RNA, 2295 nt
Organism: Solanum dulcamara
Lineage: Eukaryota; Viridiplantae; Streptophyta; Magnoliopsida; Solanales; Solanaceae
Product: G-type lectin S-receptor-like serine/threonine-protein kinase At1g11330
Exons: 8
Coding region: 101-2242 (713 amino acids)
Biological process (GO): protein phosphorylation; recognition of pollen
Molecular function (GO): ATP binding; protein serine/threonine kinase activity
Source: RefSeq, a predicted model, not a curated record